UUAUUGGAUCCAGAUCUUGUUUUGAUCCAGCCUUCAUUAGAAAAAAUAUUCUUUUAGAUGCGAUCGAGCACUGAUUCGGUUGAAGCUGCCGGUAGCAAAACCCGUCCCUGGACAGAUGAUUUAGAAGUCUGCCCGUUCACUGCCGUCGGUGAAGCAACAAAUCAGACAUAUCGUGAGGAUGGCAGUCGCUUCGAAGCUUUCAAAUCCAGGGACAGGAAGUGCCUAUGUAGAGUGGACGAAACUUUGCUUUACGCCAUCUAUUCCGGUCAUAACGGAGUGCGAGUGGCCGACUUCGCUCUGCAGAAAAUGGCUGCCGAUCUUCUGUUUGGUCAGUUGAAUGGUCGAGCGACGGACGAAGCUGUAAAGGACGUCAUUCGGCAGGCUUUUCAUUCCGUCGAAAAAGGCUACUUUGAUUCGAUCGAUGCUGACGUGGCCACUAAAACGGACUUGCAGUUGCAGCUGUCCAUGGAUGGACUUAGUCAAUACCAAAUUUCGCAGGAGUUCGGUAAUGUUUUGGAAAAAUUAGAUAAACUUAACGUGGAGUUGUCAGUUGGAAGUAGUGCCGCCUUGGCAUUGGUAUAUCAGUCCAAGCUUUAUAUCGGAAACAUUGGAAACUGUCGUGCCCUACUGUGUAAGACUGAUGAGUACGAAACGCUAACCGUUACUCAACUGAGCGUAGAUCAUAAUCUGUACAAUGAAGAAGAGGUUCUGCGACUGUUUCGCUUAGGAUUAGAGGCACAGAAUUUCGAAAACUGUCCGCUUUAUAGCACCAAGUGUAUUGGAAAUUAUAUGGGAAAAACUGGUUAUAAAGAUUGCGAUUUUCUAUCAGAUGCCUCAUCAGAACCAGUUACCUUUCAGCCGGAGAUUGUCGGUUCGAUUCCGAUUACACCGGCCUGUAAAUUUCUAGUCUUAAUGUCCAGUGGCCUUUGUCGGGCUUUGCAUGAUCUCUACUCGGGUGACAGCAGCAAGGGAAAUCGCCAUCUCAUUCAAUUUAUUGCAGAGGAAUUUCAAAGCCAGUCAACGCUGGCAGGGGUAGCCCAAUCGGUAGUGCAUCGAAUCGUUCAAUUACAUCAUGACGCCUUUAUGCAGAAGGUCGAGGAAGGUAACAAAGCAUCUUUCGGAAAUCGGGAUGAUAUCACUUUGUUGAUUCGUAACUUCAACUAUCCGCUUCCGAAUGCUUUCAAUAAUCGUAAAAACAGUAGCCGUUCGCUUGCAUCGGCCACAUCGGCUUCUUCGACUGCUAGUUCCGAUGCGACACCAACCAACCAUAGCUAUGGUACCGAAACGGACUGUUCCGUAAUGGGAACUAAUGUGUCCGUUGCUAGUUCGGAAAGAAGCGAGAACGAUGAUUUCCCAGAGCUUGAGAAGGUAAUGCCGUAUGUUGAUUUUUCGGACUACCACCGACGAGUUGCGGAGGCAAGAAAACUCGGAAAACUUCCACCAAACAUCGAGUUCGAUUGAAGAAUAAAAAGGCGUUUUUUCUGUUUGUUAUUUAAAUAAUACACACAAAUUAUCUAACAUUAGG
Molecule: messenger RNA, 1525 nt
Organism: Sabethes cyaneus
Lineage: Eukaryota; Metazoa; Arthropoda; Insecta; Diptera; Culicidae
Product: TGF-beta-activated kinase 1 and MAP3K7-binding protein 1-like
Exons: 4
Coding region: 58-1461 (467 amino acids)
Biological process (GO): protein dephosphorylation
Molecular function (GO): protein serine/threonine phosphatase activity
Source: RefSeq, a predicted model, not a curated record